AUGGAAGAAAAUUGUAACUUUUCGGAGAUCUCGAAUGGCCAGGGUUUUUAUCCAUGUUUUCGGUCAUUGAUCACUAAUAGCUUGCUACCACUGCUACCACUACUAUCGUCAUUGAUUUUCUGCUUACCACCGAUCAUUUAUGCAGCACGGCGUCGAUUCUAUGCUUUUACGCCAAUUCAUGACCCAGUGCCUUCCAAUGCUACGUCGACGGAUAUUCCUCCGGAAGAAUUGCUGUUCAAGCGUUGGUCCAUCUUCAACUUGACACGAGUUUUGGGAUCGAUGAUCCAACUCUUUAUGUCUGCUACAGUAUUAAUUGAGAUACGUCGGUAUCACGUGGAUACAGUGGUCGAGGGUACAAUAGACGAUGUUAUCGUUGCAUUCUCCACAAGCUGCAUUUUUUGGCUAUGUGUACUCUUUUUAUCCAUCACUGCCAUGUGCUUUGUAUCGGUGACCACUAUUGUCCCCAAAGAAGUGGAUCUUCUGCUUCUUUCCAAGCUUUUAUUCCAUCUUGUGGAUAUCUAUUCGUUCUUUGUGGUACAUUACACAGAUGAGAUACCGGUUGGAUAUGCACUUUCUAUUAUUGGCGCUUGCAUCACCAUUGCCAUGCUUGCCAUUUUGAUCCAUGAAGAGCGUGGAGCUCCUGCUCAACCUAUCUUUUCGGACACUGACCGCCCCAUGUCAACCGAGAUGUGGGCCUCGCUUUACUCCAAAUUCAUGUUUAAUUGGAUCGCUCCCAUGAUGAAAAAGGGGUAUCGAAGGACACUGAAUGAGGAUGAUUUGAUCGAGCUCUUACCACAAAAUCGAGCAAAGCAUGUGUUAGUGCAAUACAAAAACUACAAGUCUUCUUCCCUGAUUUGGGGCAUUCUCAGAGCCUACAAGGGAGAAUUCACGAUCCAAUUCUUUUACGCUAUGGCAUGGAAUGCUGGAUUAUUGGCACCUCCGAUCUUUUUGAACAAGAUUGUAAGUUACAUUGAUGAUCCGCAUCCUGAACAGCCGGUUGUUGUUGCCUACUUUUAUGUCUUUAUGCUUGUUUUGAGCUCGGCUAUCCAAACAUUGGCUGCACAGCAAGCACUUUAUAUUGGAAGAACAUUGAGUGUGAGGAUCCAAGCCAUUGUUGUGGGUGAAGUCUUUGCCAAGGCAUUACGAAGACGGGAACAUCCAUCCUGCUCUAGUGAUGGUGAUGGUGAUGAUAAAGCCGACUCCAAUGUCAACAAUUUGUUAUCGGUGGAUUCACUCAAAAUCAGCAACUUCAUGGCAUACCUCUUUCAUGUGUACUCGUAUGCCCUGCAAAUCAUUCUAUGUAUGGCUUUGUUAUGGAAGAUACUUGGCAUAGCAGCCUUUUGGGGAUUGUGUGUCAUGAUCAUGAUGCAACCUUUUCCUGUCAUCAUUGGGCGGCUAUUUGAGCGUACCCAAAAGAACCUCAUGACAGCCAGCGAUCAUCGAAUCAAAAAGGUCAACGAGCUCUUGGGUGCUAUACGCAGUGUAAAGUUUUUUGCAUGGGAAAAGGAAUUUAAAGCACGCGUCAACGAUGCACGAGAAAACGAGCUAAAGUGGUUGCGGCGACGUCUUUAUUUCAACAUGUACACCACCAACAUUUGGUUCCUUAUCCCUAUUCUUAUCAUGAUUACGGUGUUUUAUGCAUAUACGCGAACAUAUGAAUUGACAGCAGCCACGGCGUUUACAGCGGUGGCCCUUUUUAAUUUGCUACGUACAGCAUUGGACAUGUUCCCAGCGUAUAUUACUGGGUUACUUCAAGGUCGUGUUUCUGCAAAGCGUAUUCAAGAUUUUCUUCAUGAGGAUGAAGUGGACGAGCCAUCACCACUACAAGAACAACAACCCAUGGCAACGGGUAUCCAUGUUGGCUUUGUGGAUCAUGCCACAUUUGGGUGGGAUGAGGAUCCAAGUAAAGCCAUUCUCAAGGACCUUGAUUUAUCAUUUCCACGUGGGAAGCUCUCUGUGGUGUGUGGUCCUACAGGAUCAGGUAAAUCCACCUUAUUAGCAAGCUUGCUUGGUGAAACGCAUUGCUUUCAAGGGAGUGCACAUCUUGCUCGUCAGCAUGAUACCAGGCAUAAAGACCCAUUAGAAGGUGGUGGUGCACCAUCAGGUGUAGCCUAUGUCGCACAAACCGCUUGGAUUCAAAACAAGAGCAUUCGUGACAACAUUUUAUUCGGAUUGCCCUAUGAUGCUGAUCGAUACAAGCAAGUUUUAUACAUGGCGGCUCUUUUUAAAGAUCUCGAGAUUUUCGAACAUGGUGAUGCAACACAAGUGGGUGAGAAAGGCGUUACAUUGAGUGGAGGACAAAAACAAAGAGUAGCAAUCGCAAGAGCUGUGUAUUCUCAAGCCGAUGUUAUUCUACUCGACGGUUGUUUGAGUGCUGUAGAUGCUCAUACAGCAAAACAUUUAUAUGAGCAUUGUAUCAAAGGAGACUUAGUACGCCAUCGCACUGUUAUCCUCGUCACCCAUUAUGUUGCAUUGUGCUUGGGUGGCGCUUCAUACGUUGUCGUUCUCAAAGAUGGCCAAGUGGCUGGUGCUGGUGAUCCAUCCGUAAUCAUGCAAAAUGGCAUUCUUGGUGAAGAGAUUACAAACACACAACAUCAAGACAGCAACUCUACUACAUCCAAUCAGCAACAAAACGAGGAAGUAGCGUCCUACGAUGCUAUACCAAAGUUCAACCAUUCUAAAAAGAAGCAUGACAGCAAGCUAGUCAAAGAAGAGGAGCGCGCUGAGGGACAUGUUCCAUGGUCAGUGUACAAGGCAUACGUGCAAGCAUCAGGAGGAUACCUAUGUUGGGCUGUGAUCCUGUCAGCUUUUGUAUUGGCGCAAGUGGCUAUCUUUUGCCGAGACUACUGGAUCAAAAUCUGGACCAAUGCAUAUGGCAAUGAUGAUACCAUCACCAUGGCGGCACCUCAUAUUAAGGAGGAAUCAAGACAACAAAAAGAGGUGAAUGUGACGUACUACCUUGGCAUCUAUGCAUUGAUUGGUCUUUGCACGCUUAUUGCUAGCACGAUGCGCUCACUCAUCUUGUACACUGUAUCCAUUCACGCCUCACGUCGUUUGCAUGAAAAACUGCUCGACAAGAUCCUUCGAGCCAAGGUCCGCUUUUUUGAUACCACACCGCUUGGCCGUGUGAUCAAUCGGUUUUCCAUGGAUAUGCAAACCAUUGACCAAGAGGUUGCUCCUCAAAUGGCCUUCGUUUUAAUCACCUUAAUGUCCACCAUCACCGUCAUUCUUUUGGUAUCCAUUGUGCUCCCACUUUUUAUCAUUCCUGGCACCCUAAUUGCUAUCGCUUUCACGCUUAUUGGCAUGUACUAUUUGGCAACAUCGCGUGAUUUGAAACGUUUGAAUUCAAUCUCUCGUAGCCCCAUCUAUGUGCAAUUCAGCGAAAGCAUCCAAGGUGUCGCUACAAUCCGCGCUUUUGGUGCCCAAGCUCGCUUUUUGAAUGAGAACUAUACGCUCGUUGAUAACAACAACCGGCCCUUUUUAUGGAUGUGGGCCUCCAAUCGAUGGCUUCAUGCACGUAUUGAGCUGUUGGGUGUCUUUGUCAGCUUUUGGGCAGGUUUUGCUAUUAUCUAUACACGUGAUUGGAUCGAUCCUGGUUUGGCAGGUCUUUGUCUCAGUAACACGCUCUUGUUUACUGAACAUGUAUUGUGGUUGGUACGCAACUAUGCACAAAACGAGAUGAACAUGAACUCCAUUGAACGUGUACAAGAGUAUAUGGAUAUUGAGGAGGAAGAAGAAGCACCCGAAAACAUGCCUGCAACAACAUGUCCUCCAAAGAGUUGGCCUGAAACUGGAGCUGUCAAGGUUGAGGAUUUGGAAAUGAGGUAUUCACAUGAUAGUCCUGCUGUGCUACAUCACAUCUCGUUUGAGACAAAACCAAGAGAAAAAGUUGGCAUUGUUGGAAGAACUGGAAGUGGAAAAUCAACAUUGGCAUUCUCUCUAUUCCGAUUUAUGGAAGCAAGCCAUGGCAGGAUCUUGAUUGAUGAUGUGGAUAUUGCUACGCUAGGUUUACAAGAUUUACGUUCUCGGUUGACCAUCAUUCCUCAAGACCCUGUUUUAUUCUCGGGCACUUUGCGCAGUAAUCUUGAUCCCUUUGGUCAACAUGAUGAUGCCGAGUUAUGGGCUGCACUGAAACGUGCCCAUUUGAUUGAUCAACAGCAACAACAAGAUGAUGAGCAAAAGAACGUUACAUUGGAUUCCAUUGUAUUAGAGAAUGGAAGCAAUUGGUCUCAAGGACAACGUCAGCUGAUUGCACUUGCACGUGCUCUUGUCAAGAAAUCCUCACUUGUGAUUUUGGAUGAAGCAACAUCCUCAGUUGAUUUUGACACGGACCGCAAGAUCCAAGAAACCAUUCGAGCUGAGCUCACGCAUUCAUCGCUCUUAUGCAUAGCCCAUCGCAUUCGUACAGUGGCAGAUUAUGAUCGUAUCCUUGUAUUGGAUCAAGGCCGUGUCAAGGAAUUCGAUACGCCAUACAAUCUUCUUACUACUACUACCCGACAUGAAGGCAUCUUUCGACAAUUAUGUGAACGUAGUGGUGAAUUCGAUGAAUUGUUGGCUAUUGCUACUGAAAAACAUAAAUCAAAACGAUGA
Molecule: messenger RNA, 4590 nt
Organism: Lichtheimia ornata
Lineage: Eukaryota; Fungi; Mucoromycota; Mucoromycetes; Mucorales; Lichtheimiaceae
Exons: 9
Coding region: 1-4590 (1529 amino acids)
Biological process (GO): transmembrane transport
Cellular component (GO): fungal-type vacuole; fungal-type vacuole membrane
Molecular function (GO): ATP binding; ABC-type peptide transporter activity; ATP hydrolysis activity
Source: RefSeq, a predicted model, not a curated record